Messenger RNA from Brenthis ino (lesser marbled fritillary), 2160 nucleotides. The record is from the annotation of a GenBank genome assembly. Lineage: Eukaryota; Metazoa; Arthropoda; Insecta; Lepidoptera; Nymphalidae.
AUGAUACAAUUGUUCAAAUUGCGUAGAAUCUGCGUGGUUCGCUUCAAAGGCUACGCCACAUGGUCUCAAAAAAAGGCAAUGAAAGAAAAAAAGAAAAAAGCUGAAACUGGAGGAAGUAGUGUCUCUAUCGGUGAAUUAAAUCCGUGGCCUGAAUAUAUACAAAGGCGAUUGGAUUUGUGGGAUAAAUUCAAAGCUGAUUAUGAAAAAGAGCUAGCAGCUAAACCUGACUUAAGUAUUGUAGUGACAUUACCUGAUGGCAAAACUGUUGAAGCUAAGGCAUGGAAGACUACACCUUAUGAUGUUGCUAAGGGUAUUAGUCAAGGCCUAGCUGACUCCAUCAUCGUAGCUCGAGUCAACAAUGUACCAUGGGAUCUUGAUAGACCUUUAGAAGGUGAUUGCAAAUUGGAACUGCUCAAAUGGGACAAUACAGAAGCUCAAUCAGUUUUCUGGCAUUCAUCAGCUCACAUGCUGGGCGAAGCUAUGGAACGUAUCUAUGGUGGUCACCUCUGCUACGGGCCACCUAUUGAAGAAGGAUUCUACUAUGAUAUGUAUCAUCCAGGGAAAGGAAUAUCAUCAUCAGAUUUUCAAGUAGUAGAAGGUUUGGUUAAGAAGAUAGCUAAAGAAAAGCAACCGUUUGAGCGCUUAGAACUGACUAAGGAACAGUUAUUUGAAAUGUUUGGCUACAAUCAAUUUAAAGUGCGCAUUUUGAACGAGAAAGUGAAUACACCAACAACUACUGUAUACAAAUGCGGCCCUCUCAUAGAUUUGUGUAGAGGCCCUCAUAUAAGGCAUACUGGGAAAGUCAAAGCGAUGAAAGUCACUAAGAACUCGUCCACUUAUUGGGAAGGUAAAGCAGAGGCAGAAACUCUGCAACGGAUAUAUGGAGUGUCGUUCCCUGAACCAAAACAAUUGAAGGAAUGGGAACUGAUACAAGAGGAAGCUGCUAAGAGGGAUCAUAGAAAGAUUGGAAAGGAACAAGAGCUAUUCUUCUUCCACGAGCUAUCUCCGGGCUCGUGCUUCUUCCAGCCGCGCGGCGCUCACAUUUACAAUACAUUGGUUAACUUCAUUAGAGAAGAGUACAGAAAGCGUGGUUUCCAAGAAGUGGUGACACCGAACAUGUUCAACUCAAAGUUAUGGCAAACAUCAGGUCAUUGGGCGCAUUACGCUGAGAACAUGUUCUCAUUCGAGAUAGAAAAAGAGACAUUCGCUUUGAAGCCCAUGAAUUGUCCAGGACAUUGCGUGAUGUUCGACGUGCGCGCGCGGUCGUGGCGCGAGCUGCCGCUGCGGCUGGCGGACUUCGGCGUGCUGCACCGCAACGAGCUGAGCGGCGCGCUCACCGGCCUCACGCGCGUGCGCCGCUUCCAGCAGGACGACGCGCACGUGUUCUGCGCGCCACACGACAUCGAGGCCGAGAUGUUCGGAUGCUUAGAUUUCCUCGACUGUGUGUACUCCAAGUUCGGAUUUACCUACCAGUUAAAGCUGUCCACGCGUCCUGAGAAAUACCUCGGUGAUAUAGCCACUUGGGAUUACGCAGAGAAGGCGUUAGAAGCAUCGCUGAACAGAUUCGGCCGUCCGUGGCAACUGAACCCUGGAGAUGGUGCCUUCUAUGGGCCCAAGAUAGAUAUAGCGGUGCAGGACGCGUUGCGACGCUCGCACCAGGCAGCCACCAUCCAGCUGGACUUCCAGCUGCCGGAGAGGUUCAAUCUGGGAUAUGUCAGUGAAUCUGGAGAGAAGAAACGUCCAGUGAUCAUCCAUCGUGCUAUAUUGGGGUCUGUGGAACGUAUGAUGGCGAUCCUAACGGAAUCGUACGCGGGCAAGUGGCCCUUCUGGCUCAGUCCUCGCCAGGCGUGCGUCGUGCCGGUGGGGCCUGCCUUCGAUGAAUACGCGAGUCAGGUGAAUGAGAAACUGUUCGCGAGCGGCUUCAUGUCGGAGGUGGACACGGACGCGGGCGAUACUCUCAACAAGAAAGUUAGAAACGCUCAGUUGGCGCAGUUCAACUACAUAUUAGUCGUCGGUGAGCGUGAAAAGAACUCGAACACAGUGAACGUGCGUACCAGAGACAAUAAAGUACACGGAGAGAUGUCCAUAGAGGCGCUCAUAGAACACUUCAACACGCUAGUAAAGGACAAGACAAUAUCUGACGACUGCCAACUGUUUAAA